Ostertagia ostertagi is the source of this 570-nucleotide messenger RNA. The record is from the annotation of a GenBank genome assembly. Lineage: Eukaryota; Metazoa; Nematoda; Chromadorea; Rhabditida; Trichostrongylidae.
AUGCUUGAAAUAUAUGAUGAAAAGGUACAUGACCUACUCUCUGGUGGAAGAGAACCUCUUCAAGUUCGUGAACACGAAGGAAGCGUUUUUGUGCAAGGGCUGUCAAAAAGCCAGGUUCGUAACCUGGUGGAGACCAUGUCACAACUAGAAAAGGGAGGAUCUCUUAGAAGCAAAGGUCAAACAGCAAUGAAUGCUCAGAGUAGUCGUUCGCACGCAAUAUUCACGAUUUCACUUGAGAAGACGGCCACAGGAGAGGAGGACAACGGUUUCACUGCAAAGCUGCAUCUGGUCGAUCUAGCGGGAUCCGAGCGCUUGAAGAAAACUCAAGCAGAGGGAACGCGCAAGAUGGAAGGGAUAAGGAUCAACGAAGGUUUGCUUGCACUGGGAAACGUCAUAUCUGCCUUAUCAGAACAAACGGGUAACAAUCGACACAUACCGUACAGAGAUUCAAAAAUUACUCGGCUUCUUCAAGAUUCUCUUGGAGGCAACUCGUACACAGUUAUGAUUGCAUGCAUUUCUCCGGCGGAUUCAAAUGCUGAGGAAACACUUAGCACAUUGAGGUGUUGUUAA